Messenger RNA from Linum trigynum, 2107 nucleotides. The record is from the annotation of a GenBank genome assembly. Lineage: Eukaryota; Viridiplantae; Streptophyta; Magnoliopsida; Malpighiales; Linaceae.
GAAUGGCCAAUUGGAUUGCUAAGCACACACAUGCAUAAUCAACAUGAAAAAUACCUCAAUCUUUGAAUCAAACAACACCCGUUAUAAUCAUUCAAACCACACAACAACUACAUGGUAAACAGUUAGGGUUUCACAAUACCCAAGUGAAAAAGGAAACCACUCCAUGCUAGAAAGGGAAAGAACACAAGAGAAAGAGGUAGAAACCAUCAUGGUGAUGCCUCCUAUCUCCUUUGAGCUUGUGUUAAUCUUCUCUUGGGGAGAAUCUUCCCAAUUCACCACUAGGAGCAAAUUGUAACCUUCUUUCUUCUUUGGUUUGUUCUUUCUCUCUCUAUAUUCUGAAGAAGAAGAAGAUACUUUCUCACUCAUGGGCUCCCCCCUCAUAUCUUCCUUUCAGCUCUCCUUUUAAACAGGGAUCGGGCUCAGUUCACAGCCGUGAACUCUUGAACGCGUCCAUGAACUCAAGGUUGGCAUCGAAACCCACCGCUUCUCUUGCUCAGGUUCACAGGCAACAGCUCCAGUUCACGGUCUUAGUGACCGUGAACUUGCCUGGCGUCAGUAACUUCGGCAAGUGCCCUGGACGCCUUGAUGUUCACGGCCAUGCCUCCUCUUCACGGUCUGCUCACAAGGGAAACCGUGAACUGCCGGUUUUUCACCUCUUCUCCCGGUUUUCGCUCCUUUUCGUCCAACUUUCGACUCCGGGGCUGGUUUCACCUAUUAGAUCGUGAAACGGGCUUAAACACAAGAAACCUAGCAUAAAACCACCCGUUUAGGAGCACAAUUGCCACAAACACCUAAGGAAAACGGGGGUAAAAUGCCCCCGAAUCACUCCUUAACUAGGCAUUGAAUCUCAACUAAAGAAAUCAUGGCCCUCUUGAGUCGAUUUCCUAGAGGAACACAUCCUUUUCUAGAAAAACCGAUCAAGGUGUUCUGAACUAGAAUCCCUCUAUCGAAUGAGGUUCUCAAUCGAUACAAAGCAGUAAAUAGACCAUUGACUAAAGCAAUCGAUCCAAUACUAUCAGUCUAUGGUGUUCUAUUGACCUAAUAAAGUAUUCACUCUCAUAGGACCAAUGCAGAAUCAAUAAUCUCGACUAAAGUAGAAUUGAAUCAUGAAAACAUGUAUAGAUUGAAUAUGAACUCAAGAUUAUCAAAUAGGAGUACUCAUACAAUCAUCCAAUCAAAUAAACAUGGCUAGGGUUCCUCAAAACCUAAGUGAAGGGAACUUACUUCAUAGAGAAGAGCGAGAAUGUAGUAUAACUUUCCAGAUCUUCAAUCUUCAUGUCUAGACUUGUUCUUUGUGCUUCAAUAGUGAAGAAUCCUCCAAAAUAACUCCAAUAAUGGCUCUAGAUUGCCCUCUCUCUCUUUUUGGUUCGUCCCUUGGGUGUUUGGGAAACAAAACCCCAGCUUCUCCCACCAAAACACACAAAAUAGGCUUUUAUACCCGUUUCUGAAAGUUACCCGGCCGGGUAUUUAGAUACCCGGUCGGGUUUUUGGACCUCUUGACCGGAUAUUUUUUCUGAUCAAAAUCCCCUAUAAGGGAAUUGGGCCUCCAGACCGGGGUUUUCACCAUUCUAGUUUCCCUAUCUUUGAUUCUUCCUUCUUCCUCGUCAAGACUCUGAAUUAGGUGUCGUUUGAUCCCAGACGCUCGUAGUCUCGUGCUCUUCCUUCUAAUGAAAAGUUUACAUGAUUACUUGGUCACAAAAUGAGGUAGAAAUCCAUUAUUAUUCGGAUCAUGCUGAGUUUCUCCCUCCGACUCGCCAAUUGAUCUCCGAUUGACUUGAAACUUGCGCUUAUGCUUCACUUUACGUGCUAGGACCUAAAAUGUGACAAAGGAACACAACCUAGCGUAAAUAUAUGCCAAAGAAGUGAUAAUGCAAGCUUAAACGAUAAAGAAACAAAAAGGAAAAUAUGUCCAAAUAUCAAGUCAUCAGAAACCCAUGGCAGUCAACGCUCUGAUCCAUGUUGGCCCCGCAAAAACAGGCAAUAACACAAUUAAUGGGUCGAUACGAAUGAUUUACUAAGCAUUUCAAGACACGCAGAGAAACAUUGUGAUGAUUCCAACCUUGUAAUUGUUUAGCCACCUCAUCCUCAAUGAACCUGAACGUGACAG